GCGAGGAGCGCCCCACCCCGGCGGAGGGGACGGUUUUCGGCUGGAGGUGGUGGAGGGACAGUUAGGACUCAACGCCACCCGGGGGUGUGGGGAGCUGGAUGAGUGCGGGAAAUCGGUAGAUCAGAGUCAAGGCGUGUGGGUGCGAGCGGCGGGAGGUGCCAAGGGGUCCGCGGGGUUCCCGGGUGUCUCCGCAGUGUCCUGUCCCGUGGCUGCCCGCGGUUCCGGGGCUCCGCCCAGUCGCGGAGCCCAGCCUCUCCCUGGCCGGGUCUCCUCCCAAAGGUGCGGGUGGCAGCGCCACUCCCUCCGCUCCCUCCCCAGCCGCGCGCGUCUCAUUCCAGCGCCCCAUUCCGUGCAUUCCUGCCGGGCUCCUCUGCAAACUCCAGCCCCGGGGGUGGGGACCGGCCUCAGCUACGCGCUCGGGGCCCCGCAGCCGUCGCCGCGGCUGGAAGACUUGGCGCCCCGCGUGGACCUGCUGCAGCCGGCCGAGCUCUCCCACCCCGCCUCCCGAACCCUGGGACCGGUCCAACGGGCGCUCCUCCAAGCCGAGCCUUGGAGGGCAAGGCCGGCACCAUUACCUCCAACGAGUGGAGCUCUCCCGACUCCCCCGAGGGGAGCAGCAUCUCUGGGGGCAGCCAGGCACUGGACAAGCCCAUCGACAAUGAUGCAGAGGGUGUAUGGAGCCCCGAAAUUGAGCGAAGCUUCCAGGAGGCCCUGGCCAUCUACCCACCCUGCGGCCGCCGCAAAAUCAUCCUGACAGAGGAAGGCAAGAUGUAUGGUCGGAAUGAGCUGAUUGCACGCCACAUCAAGCUCAGGACAGGGAAGACGCGCACAAGGAAGCAGGUCUCCAGCCACAUCCAGGUGCUUGCCCGUCGAAAAGCCCGGGAGAUCCAGGCCAAACUCAAGUUUUGGCAAGGCGCUUUGCCAGGCCAACCUGGAACGUCCCACGAUGUGAAACCUUUCUCUCAAAACACCUACCCUGUCCAGCCUCCGCUGCCUCUGCCAGGCUUUGAGUCUCCUGCAGGGCCCACCCCCUCGCCCUCCGCACCGCCCGCUCCUCCGUGGCAAGGCCGCAGCAUAGCUAGCUCCAAGCUCUGGAUGUUGGAGUUCUCGGCUUUCCUGGAGCGCCAGCAAGAUCCCGACACAUACAACAAACACCUGUUCGUGCAUAUCAGCCAGUCAAGCCCAAGCUACAGUGACCCCUACCUCGAAACUGUGGACAUCCGCCAAAUCUAUGACAAGUUCCCAGAGAAGAAGGGAGGCCUCAAGGAGCUAUUUGAACGGGGGCCCUCUAAUGCCUUCUUCCUUGUGAAGUUCUGGGCAGACCUCAAUACCAACAUUGACGACGAGGUCAGCGCCUUCUAUGGGGUCUCCAGCCAGUACGAGAGCCCAGAGAACAUGAUUAUCACCUGUUCUACGAAGGUCUGCUCAUUUGGCAAGCAAGUGGUGGAGAAAGUUGAGACGGAGUAUGCCCGCUAUGAGAAUGGCCACUAUUUGUACCGCAUCCACCGGUCCCCUCUCUGUGAGUACAUGAUCAACUUUAUCCACAAGCUGAAACACUUACCCGAGAAGUACAUGAUGAACAGUGUGCUGGAGAACUUCACCAUCCUGCAGGUGGUCACCAACCGAGACACACAGGAGACCUUGCUGUGUAUUGCAUAUGUCUUCGAAGUUUCAGCCAGCGAGCACGGGGCUCAGCACCACAUCUACCGGCUUGUGAAAGAAUGAGAGACUUGGAGAGCGAUGGUAGGGGGGACAAGUCCAGGACAUGGGGACCUGGGAGGGGACCUUCAGGGACAGUCCCCUGGAAGUGCCAAGAGAGCCAAGCAGAGUUGCCAGGUCUCUUCUUACCAGGAGCAAACUGCCUGAUCUUGCAGUGCUCAACCCCCAAUAAACCCAAGGUGUCAAGUAUUUUCAGAGGAAGCUAGUUUGGCCUGUGUGAGCCCAGAAGGGCAGGGGAGAAGGGGGCAUCAGGAAGCAAGCUGGAAGCAACGGUCCAGAGUGCUCCAGGACAGCCAAGGAACCAGAACCCUGGUGGACUCAGCCAGGCAUAUCACCAAGACACCAAAGCUCAAGACCCAGCUGCUGGAACCUCACACUCCUGCUGCUGGUCACCCUAGUGGCCUGAGGACAGAUGGCACGUGGGUCACACACCCAGAGAUGCUGUGCGUGACUUUAUGUACACUGUCAGUCAGUCCUGCCAUUGGUGCCUGAGAAUGGCUACUGCAGAAGGCCCCAUCCCUGCAAACAGGGCUGGAUUUAGGUGUGGCUGCAAUACAGUUGUUGGAGGGAGACUGGGUAAGAGCUACUCAGGUGGCUUUGUUCUUUCUGCAGUGGCCCUGCAGGGGGCAGGGGCUCCAAACUGAAGCAAGGCUUGGAGGUAGGGCAUCCUGCCUCAGGGCCAGCAUUUCCAGCUGCCUGGCCUCCACAGGCUCCUCGGCUUCUCUAUUAGUCUCCUUUCUUCUCUGCUCAGCACUGACGAGGGGAGGUGUCUGUAAAGUACCCGGGUCUUGCGGUGCCAGUUAAAUAAUCUAAUCCUCAGCCCCAUUGCUUCUCUCCCUCUGGAGGGCCUGGAUCUGUCUCUCUGCUGCCCUCUCAAGGCUUUCUGGUGUCUGCUUUCCCCAGUUGGAGCCAGUUCUAAUAGUCUGGAGCCUCAGGAAGAAAGAUACAACCUGGGCAUGUUUGUGUGUACCCAGGACUCAGGGAUGCAUCUGUGAGGAUGCAGAAAUGGGCAGGACAGCAUUGUGGUGAUGCUACAGAGGUGAGGGACAAGGGCUCUGGAGUCAGUCUAGCCUGACUUUGGUGUGCAACCUUUUAAAAAAAAAAUGUUGUGGUGCCUCAGUUUUCCCCAUCUGUAAAAUGGGUAUAACAUUCACCUACCUCGUGUAUGGACAGUGCCUCACACAGUGCUGAGCACAUCCACAUGUUCAAUAAAUAUGCAUCGGUACUAACUGUGAGAACUUCAACUCCAGCGAAGGACCCUGGCUGGAGAGCUAUAUGCACUAGGGUGGGGUGGUCCCUACAGUAACUGCCUGUCACAGAGAGGAGGAAUCCGAGGGUCUCAGGGAAGAGGUAGUCCUUGAGGGAACAGGUUAUGAGAGGAAGGUGGCUAAUAUUUAUUGAUGUUAUUUCUGUGGUUUUUGGUGUUGGGGCCAAGGUUUGACACAGGCUAAGUGACUAUGCCAGAAGUAUGCAAAUAGGCAUAUGGAAGGAGGUUGGCUGCAUCUCAGAUGAGGAAGACAGACAAGCCGCCCAGUCUUUCUGUAGCCCCAAAUUCCUUCUCCUUAACUCAGAGCAAUUUAACCCAUAUGCUGCUCCCCACUGUGUUAGGAUGGUGGCUAGACCCAGGCCUCCUCCCAUCCUA
Molecule: messenger RNA, 3361 nt
Organism: Mus caroli (Ryukyu mouse)
Lineage: Eukaryota; Metazoa; Chordata; Mammalia; Rodentia; Muridae
Source: RefSeq, a predicted model, not a curated record